UACCCGGACAGUUUAUUGAUCGAGCGCGGGAGGAAGAUAUCGAGAGCGCCGAUCGACGCCAGACCGGUCGCGCACAUCGCACCGGGCGAUGGCACAUGUUUUGCCGGGCUGAAGAAGGAGACUGCCCGAGCGCCACCGCCAAGAUGAUCGAUUUCUUCCCGAACGCGACCCUACCCGAUCCCACGGGCUGGGGCUCCUCAAGCUCCGGUCCAGCAUCUUUCUUCAACUCCUCCGGCUAUGGGAACCACACCAACCGGCUGUACUACACCUUCCCCGGGUUCGAGUACCCCACCACCGCUGAAACCGCCGUGAAGAUCCUCGUCACCGCCCUGGUGUUUCUGAUCGCCCUGAUCGGCAACGCUACGGUCAUCGGCGUCGUCCUCAUCACCAAGACCAUGUGGACGCCCACCAACUUCUACAUCAUGAACCUGGCCGUGGCAGACCUGCUCAUAGCCCUGUUCUGCAUGUGGAUCCAACUGGUGGCAGACCAGACCGCCAACUGGAUAUUCGGAGACUUCAUGUGCCGCUUCUACACCUUCAUUCUAGGUGUGUCGGUUGUGUCCAGCAUCCUGACGAUGGUGGUGAUCGCGAUGGACCGCUUCUUCGCCAUCAUCUUCCCGCUGAAGGCCCGGGUAACCGACACCAACGCCGUGGUGGUGGUGGCCCUGAUCUGGACAGCCUCCAUCGCAACCCACAUCCCACUCUUGGUGGUCCUGGAGCAGAUGGAAAUUACCUGGGACGACGGCCAUCGUGAGGUGUGGUGCCGAGAGAGCUGGCCUGACUAUGAGCGGCAGCGCGCAGUGUACACCAUCUUCCUCUUCGUGGUCAUAUACACCCUGCCUCUCCUCAUCAUCUCCGGAGCCUACGCCAUGAUCGCUAAGACCCUGUGGAACAAGAAGACCCCCGGAGUCACCAUCGUUGCCACCGAAUCUGCCCAGGCAAAGACCAAGCGAAAGGUGAUCCGGAUGAUGGUGGUGGUGGUGUUGGCCUUCUUCAUCUGCUGGACUCCGUACCAGAUCCUCCAGCUCUACAUCGAGUUCACUGACGACUCCAAGCGUCCCUUCUGGUUCCCGGACCUGCGCUACUCGGUGCUGUUGCUCGGCUACGCCAACUCCGCCUGUAACCCCAUCAUCUACAACGGCUUCAGCGAGAACUUCCGCAAGGGAUUCUGGGACGUCCUGAAGCUGAGAUGCCUACGGCGCAACCGCGUUGAGCCCGGGGUGCCACCCAACCAGAACGAGGCUGACAAUGGCCGCCACGACCUGCAGCUGCGCAUUCGAACCGUCGAGACCGUCUCUGCGCAUGUGUAGGCAUGGUAUAUUUUUCUUACACACCACCAGUACUUCUCUCACCUUGCUUACGUUCCAUG
Messenger RNA from Branchiostoma belcheri (Belcher's lancelet), 1369 nucleotides. RefSeq names its product neuropeptide FF receptor 2-like. The transcript is spliced from 5 exons. Lineage: Eukaryota; Metazoa; Chordata; Leptocardii; Amphioxiformes; Branchiostomatidae. Gene Ontology annotation, cellular component: membrane. Gene Ontology annotation, molecular function: neuropeptide receptor activity. Gene Ontology annotation, biological process: G protein-coupled receptor signaling pathway. Bases 96 to 1310 code for a protein of 404 amino acids. The record is from RefSeq and is a predicted model, not a curated record.